This is a messenger RNA of Lolium rigidum, 577 nucleotides long. Its product is annotated as leucine-rich repeat protein 1-like. Gene Ontology annotation, molecular function: protein binding. Lineage: Eukaryota; Viridiplantae; Streptophyta; Magnoliopsida; Poales; Poaceae. The coding region runs from base 1 to 429 and encodes 142 amino acids. The transcript is spliced from 5 exons. The record is from RefSeq and is a predicted model, not a curated record.
AUGGCGCGCGCGGUGGCCGGAGCCCUCGCGAUCGUCCUUGUCGCGGCGGUCGCGUCGACCCUGGCGGUGGCGGACCCGUCCCCCGACGCCGUGGCGCUCCAGGCCUUUCGAAUCGGGUUGCAGGACCCCGGCGGCGAGCUGCAGAGCUGGGACCCAGAGCUUGCCUAUAAGGAACUGUCCGGUCCACUGUCGCCGGAGCUCGCCAAGCUAGACCAGCUACAGCACAUGAUGCUAUAUCAGAACCGUUUGACCGGGCCGAUUCCGAUGGAGCUCACUGGACUCUCCAAGCUGCAAGUUUUGGACCUCUCGAACAACGACCUCUGCGGCACGAUCCCAACUUCCGGAGCGUUUCAGAACCUUCCUCGGAGCAGCUUCGCCGGCAACCCGCGCCUGCGAAUCCCCGGCCAGCAGCAGGGAUCCGACUGCUAGAUCGAGUUGGCAGCUAUCGGCUAGCGUGAAUAAGUGUCAGUCGGCGUCCAGGAUAAUUACCAAGAGCUGGGAGUGUCGAUGCGAUAAUGCACGUAAUUAGCUGUGUGUGUGUGGGUGUGCCACAGCACGGUCGGUGUCUAUCUCUUGU